CCGUCCACACGGGGUUGCUGGUCCACGAGCGGUCCGUCGGGUCCGUGGUCGGACAUCGGAGGUUUUGAGCGGGUUGACGGCGGCAAUGGCCAGGAAUGGUAGCCGUUGGCCGACGGGGAGGAGCGCGGAGGGCCGAGCGUGGGCGGGUGGUUGCCCGUACUGGACCGUUGGGUCGCUUGCGAGAUGCGGAGUGGGACGUCGACGUGCGCAAGACGACAAACGGAGUCGCUUCGGCCAGCGCGGGGCUGCAACGGUCGAUUUUCAAAAGGAAGGCAGGCAUGUUUGUCAUCUUCUGUGCUGGUUGUCGGCAUAUGAAGGUCGAGCGCCUCUGUCCCAGGCAUGUCGGAACACACAUCUGCAGUGGUCACGUGCGAGAGCGGCUGCAGAGGUGAAUUUCAUGGCUGACGUGCAGAGGAGAUUGCCUCUGCUGGUACUCGUUGUCGUCGUCUUCCUGAUUGUCGUCUUCCUCCGCUUGUGUUUGUCGUGGCGGCCGUGGAAAAAACAACGCAAGAGGAGGGCUUCGAGGAGACGGGCGACAGGGGAACGUCUAAUGGCGGGCAUGCAGGCACGAGCGGCUACUGCUGCAGGUCAAGGAGGAGUUCGAACUUCCGCGGCAGAGCCUCGAAGGCGGUACGACCCGUCCAUGUACACCCAUCUGGAGUCGUGGGAGACGCCAUUGCCCCCGUCGGACGAGGAGCCGGAGAAGGAAGAACUUUCAACGUUGCCUCUCGCCAGCGGCUUGACUCAGUUGUGGUCGCGGACGGUGCGAGCAGGCGGGUCGGCUCCCGAAGAAGGGGGCAAGUUCACGUCAUUGCUGCAUCAAGGCUUGAGGGACGACGACGGCGAAGGAGUUGAUCUGAGGUUCGGGUUGUGUUCUGGCGGCAGCAGGGAGGCGAGCCGUACGUUCAUCAUCGACGGAGAUCGAUCGGCACGUGGCCUUGAACAUGGUGGAAGUCUGCAUACGGAGCAGUCCACACUUCGUCGCGCUGCACCCGUGACUGGCGCGGUCGGGCCAUCGCCAGCAAGACGACAACAUGGAUCGACUACUCCGUCCGUCGAUCGAUUGACACCGACCUGGCCCGCACCCACUGGGGUUGCAGCAGGGCCCCUGCGCAUGGGCGGUGCACGUUCGCCGAUGCCUGCGUGCACAACACCGAUCGAAUCCGAAGUGAGGGAACAGGGAACGUGCAGAGCGGCGGUACGUCCACGACCCGCUGUGGAGAACAUAACACGUGGAGUGUCCAACAUGUGGGCGCACAGCGAUGGCGGCGAAGACGACGGUGGAUUCGGUGAUGAUGCAGACGAAGGGAUGAGGGAAGACGUGGAAGUGGGGGACGACGACGACAACGUUGCUAUUCGGCCUUUGGGGAAGACGGGGUGGGAAGGGGAAAGGACGCGACAGAGUUACGGGCGGAUGAAGACGAAAGAGUGGAAGUGGGACGACAUGUCGAAGCGGAUGGCGAAUGCGGGGAGGCCGAAGGAUGCUAACGACUGCAUGAAGAAAUGGGACAAUCUGUUCCAUAACUACAAGAAAAUUCAGAGGUUUCAGAAUGCCAGCGGCCGGGCAGAUUUUUUCAGGCUGACAAACGAAGAGAGGAAGGAGCACAACUUCAAGUUCCGGAUGGACAGGGCGCUGUACAACGAGAUCCACGCAGGCAUGGUGGGGAACCACACGAUUUUCCCUCCCAAUGUCACCGACACCAGCAGUCCGGAGGGGGUGCAGCUGCCCAGGCGAGGAGCGGGUGGCGGGGAGUCUGUCUGUAGUGAGGCGGCAGGUGAAGGCUGCCCUGAAGAGCGUUCUUCUGUGAGGGAGUCUGACAACAACGUAGGCAGCGGGGCGGGAGGCGGGAAGCGGAAGAACGCACGUCAGCAGGCAUUGGAGUCCAUCUCUCAUGUCAUGGACCGCCAUUGCGCACUGAUGUCGUCGACGAUUGAAUCGUCUAGCAAGCGGCAAUGCAGCAUCUUCACGAGGCAAUGCGACAUAUUGGAGCAGGAAGUUGCCGUCCAAAAAGCGCACUAUGAGGCGUCCGAUGAGACGCAAAGGAUGAUGUGCCACGCACUGUUGGAGAUCGCUGCCGCCAUCCGUGGUCGGUCGGCCAUGUAGGCCGUUAGGUGCUGUGUUGAUCAAAGUUGGUUCUUUGUCGUCGUAAUAGAGUGUUUUUUUUUGUUCGGUUGUGAAUUCCAUGAUGUUGCCAUUGUCGGUAUUCGUGGAUGGCUGCCGCGGAAUCGAUGCCAUGUAGUCGACGGAGAAUUGGGGGCAGCGAGGCUGGACACACAAUCCCUUGGGCUGACACACGGUAAGCUAUUACAGACACUGCCUGCGCACCACCCAAGA
Molecule: messenger RNA, 2335 nt
Organism: Chara braunii
Lineage: Eukaryota; Viridiplantae; Streptophyta; Charophyceae; Charales; Characeae
Source: the annotation of a GenBank genome assembly